AUGGGAUCUCACACGCAGUCCAGCAGCAAGGAGAGUCAGAGCAACGCAACCAUUCCUCCAGACUCGGUUUACACUCAUUGUCUCAAGGUUUUUGCCUACAUCCUUUGGCACUCUCGUCACAAUCCAGGAGCAUUCUCGAUUCGUUCUCGUCUCUUGAGUGUCCUGCUGCCAACAAUCACAUUACUUCUACGCCCAUCUCAGAUGCCUCCAUCGACGAUACACUCUAGUGACAUAGCACACUUGCUUUCCCUAGCAGCUAGCUCACCUGCGUCCUUCAAGGAGGCCACUACUCAGCUGGAUCCCUCUGUGCGGGAAGUGCUCAAGAUGUCGAUUCGGAAUGUUGUCAAAGGCGCGGCAGGCUCAGUACAGCAGAGUAUGAAGCCGCAGAUCUCUCUGAGAUUAUUUUGA
Molecule: messenger RNA, 408 nt
Organism: Suillus fuscotomentosus
Lineage: Eukaryota; Fungi; Basidiomycota; Agaricomycetes; Boletales; Suillaceae
Exons: 2
Coding region: 1-408 (135 amino acids)
Source: RefSeq, a predicted model, not a curated record